AUGGUUGGAGAUCUUCAGAGGUACUUUGAUCGGUAUCUCAAGGGCAUCGACAAUGGUUGGGAGAAGGACACCCCUCGUGUACGACUUUCUCUCUUGGGGUUUGAAGUGAGCGGCGGCAUCUCAUCGACGAUCCGCGAAAGACCGGAACCGGAAUGGCCCUUGUCCCGACAACAGUUGAGACGACUCUACCUCGACGUAUCAACCAUGUCAUUGCAGGAGCAGCAUGUGGGAACAGAAUCCUCCGUGUCCUACGCAGCCAACGACAUGUAUGCUAGCUCGGACUUUACUGUUUAUUUCGACAAGUACACCAAAAUAGCGGGCUAUGCGAAAGUAUGCCUUUGGAUGUCCUGCGAAGACCUCGACGAUCUCGACGUUGCCGUCCAGAUCCAUAUUCCAAAUGUCAACACAGCAAAAUACUUGGGUCCACAGGGUUUCCUACGAGCCUCGCACAGCAUCACCAAGGACGACACUCUCUCUAGUGAGCAGGAAAUCUUCUACCGACACGAUCGGCGAAAAUUGAUUGUCCCAGGGUCCAUCGUAAGAUUGGAAAUCACCUUGUGGCCCAUGGGGAUGACCUUUGAAACUGGUGAAGGCAUCAUGCUACGUGUGGCGGGUCAUGACAUGUGUCUUCCCGAGACGGAUCGUAUCAAGGGGGCAUCAGCGAAUAAUGAGAAUAUAGGGGACCACAAGACUUAUGCGGGCGGAAAAUAUCAAUCGUACUUGGUACUACCAGUUGUAUGA
Molecule: messenger RNA, 741 nt
Organism: Fusarium keratoplasticum
Lineage: Eukaryota; Fungi; Ascomycota; Sordariomycetes; Hypocreales; Nectriaceae
Product: PepX-C domain-containing protein
Exons: 3
Coding region: 1-741 (246 amino acids)
Molecular function (GO): dipeptidyl-peptidase activity
Source: RefSeq, a predicted model, not a curated record